GCCGCGGAUCCGGCGCUAGCAGUAGGGGCUGCCGCGGAAGCCGAGUGCCCACCGCCUCGCCAUCCUCAGUCCCCGCAGAAUGUCCUUGCUGCCCCGCGGCUUCGAGCCCCAAGCUCCCGAGGACUUGGGGCAGCGGAGUUUGGCGGAGCUGCAGGAGAUGUUGAAGCGCCAGGGGAGACUUUUGCACAACGAAAAAUUCAUUUGCAAAUUGCCCGACAAAGGUAAAAAGAUCGUAGACACUGUUGCCAAACUGAAAGCUGCCAUUGCAGAACGUGAAGAGGUUAGAGGAAAAAGUGAACUGUUUCAUCCUGUUAGUUUAGACUGUAAGCUAAAGCAAAAAGCAACUGCAGUUGUUGAUGUGGACAAGGUCCACGAGCCUGACCAGAUACUUGAUACUUCCUCACUGGUUCCUGGCUGUUCCUCAGUAGAUUCCGUUAAAUCACCUGAAACAACCUCACAACAGGGACUUGUGCAUCUUACUCACAAAGGAGAGGAAGAGGCUCCAGAGGUUGAGCACACAGUGAAGCAGUGUCCAGCUUCUGGCAGCAGAGCCAGUACUCGUUCUUCAUCUGAAGUCCCUCAUCAUCUCCCUCAUUGUGUGUCAAAUAAAGCAGAAGAUCAGUCCAGCAACUCUGACAACCUGUCUGAUAAGUUACAAAGGAUCACAAUUGCAGACCCAGGUGAAGACCACUCAGGAGAAAACACAAGCACCCACAACUUGAUGGGCCUUUGUAGUGGGAAUCAAAAGAAGCCUCACUAUAUGGAAGUGCUAGAAAUUCGAGCCAGAAAUCCAGUGGCCCCAACACAUAAAUUUAAAACUAAUGUAUUACCUUCUCAACAAAAUGAUUCAUCUAAUUGUCAGAGAAGAGGGUCUCCUGUUUCCAUAGAAGAAAGACGACGCAGAGAUAGGAAGCAUCUUGAUGAUAUUACAGCAGCUCGACUUCUACCACUUCACCACAUGCCUGCACAGCUGCUCUCCAUAGAAGAAUCUUUGGCACUGCAAAAGCAGCAGAAACAGAAUUAUGAGGAGAUACAAGCCAAGCUCGCAGCACAAAAACUAGCUGAAAGACUGAAUAUUAAGAUGCAGAGCUAUAACCCAGAAGGGGAGUCUUCGAGGAAAUACCGAGAUGUAAGGGACGAAGAUGAUGGUCAGUCUUCUGAUGAUGAAUUCUGAAGAUGGGCAUUGGGAUAACCUCUAUAUCUCUCCCUGUUGAGAUGUUAUCAUCUUACAUCACUUUUCUAACAAGUAUCAAGAUUGAUGUCAGACAUUGUUGAAGGAGAGAAUUUUAUAAUGCUAUAUAAAGAUAGCUUUAAAAAAAUAGCCCAAUUUGUCUUUCAGAAGAGAACUUUCAUGUGCUUGUCAAGUUUAUUAUUUCAAUAUUGUGUUUAACCACAAUUGUAUUAAAGUUUUGCAGUAUGUUGUGUGUUGGUGUUAUAUUUUAGUAUAGUAGAGUACAUUUUUUUCUUUAAGCCAAAUGAAAGCAGGUAACUGCAUUUCCCCUUGUUUUCACUUCUUUCAAGCUGCCUUUCAGUGAAAUAUUUAUAGGCACCACCUAGAAGAAUUAGAAAGAUAUAGUUCCCUCCUAUUUUGAAUAAUGUGGGAGCAUUCUAGAGAAUUUUAUGCAUGUUUGUAUGGGAUUACAGAGGUACUGGACAUGAAAUAUAGGAAGACACUUACAGAAAACUGUUUAACAAAUAUUUGUUUCCUUUGUCUUCCCUUGGAAAGGAUGCUCUCUUCUGAUUAGGAAUAAAGAAUGCUUUUAGUAGAUGCUGGAGGAUGGGCAGUCUUUCAGAUGACUAAAUUUUCCCAGAGUAACAUAAGGUAGAGGAUGACAGAAGUAAGCAAAAGUAGUAGCUAUUCUAGUGUUAGGCGUGACUUGAAUUCGUCGAAUUUGUAACAGAUGAGAGGUACACUGACAGUACAUUAUAAGAUUGAUUAUAAGAUAGGUCAGCCAAAGCUGCUUAAAGCUAUAAUUGAUAAUUUAUAAAAAUACUGCUUUUCCCCCCUCAAAAGAGGCUUAUGGAGGCGGUAGAAACCUUAGUCUCCUAUAAAUACAUGUUUAUGUAAUUUAAAAGGAUUAUAUGGUUGUCUUCAGAGAAGUUAAUAUUUAUGUUAUCAAAGAUUUCUUUGUCCAGUAUGUUGGAGCUUUUAAAAGUGUUAAAAGAAUAAAACGUUAAUUAGAGCUACUUCAAAAUGUUAAUGAUUCUAUUUUACUAUCCCUUAAUUAAGCUUCUUACUUUAAAAUAGACUGUUCAUAUAUUAAAUUUGAAUGAAAAUACAUUUAGGUAAGAUGUACCUGUUAAAGACUCAGUUCUAGAUCAUCUAUUUCCAGGUGUAGCCACUGACUUCCUAUACCUCUUCCCCGGUCUCCAAAAUAAAAAGCAAAAUUAAAAGUAGGCUGAGCUAACAUUUUCUUGGAUUUUAGUUUUUAAAACUAGUGAGUUUCAUAAAAUUAUUUGAUGUUCUUUAUGGAAUGAAAUAGUAUUUUUGGAAAGUUGGAUAUAUCGAAGGUCUCACAGUCUCCUGUAAUCCUACCACCUAAAUCCAUCCUUCCACCCAGAAAGAGCUGCUGUUAGCUUUAGGUGUAUGUCCUUUAACUUUCCUGUGUAUAAUUCUAUAUUUAUAUUUUUUAAAUAAUGCACUCACUCGCACAUUGGUAUAGUCUGUUCUAUAGAUUGUAAACUUUUCCAUAUUAAAUAUUUUGCAUUUUAGAUAGCUGCAGAAAAUCCCAUUAUAAAUUAUAACCACAUAAUGGAAUAAUAUAGUAAGUAACAUAUAACUUACUAUAACAGGUGUAUGUAAGUUUUGAGGAUGUUGCUAUUCAUCUCUUACCUCAACAUAGUAUCUCUUUAUAUAGUCUAUAUAGUCUAUAGUCUGUAUAGCAAUAUAUCAAGCUCCUAGAAUUGAAAAUUAACAACUUAAAUCCUUUGCCAAUUGAAUAAUCACGGGCAAGGAUUGCGUUAAGAUUUGUAUUUGAUUACUUAGGGAAGAUUGAGGUUUUUUUAAUAUACAUUUUCCAUUUUUGUUCAUUUUGAACAUUGCUUAUUGCUUAUUCAUGAAUUUGCCAUUUUUAUUGGCUUAUAAAUUCUUUAUGAAUUAAGAUGUUUAUAUCUUUUUUUCAUGUGUUAUAUAUUUUUUGUGUGCCAUUUGUCUUUUAGUACAGUUUGUGUUUUGGUGUAGAGAAGGUUUUCUUUGGCAGUCCAACUUCAUAGGGGUGUGGAGCUUGCCUUCUGUAUCCCAAGGAUAGCUGCAUAACAUUAAUCCUUAUAUUCUUUUAGUAUUUUUUAAAAAACAUUUUUUUACCUCUUAAUUCAAAAGGUAAUUUCUAGUCCAUCUUAGAUUUAUUGGGGGUUUGGUAAGAGGUUUAAAAUUUAAAAUUAAACCUACCUCUUACUUUUUGUCUCUCAGAGGUAACUACUAUCCUGGCUUUAUGGUGAUACUUCCCCCUCUUUAAAAAGUGGUUCUAUCAGUUAUGUAUACAUAAACAUGCCUGCUUUUGACUUACAAAAAUGAAGUUAUACUUGACAUUGUGUCUGAUGCCUUCCACUUGAUAUUGCAUAUAAGAUUCAUGUUAUAUGUAGGUAUGCUGUAUUCAUUUUCAUUGCUGUGUAAUAUGCCAUUUCAUGAAUACCAGCUGUUUAGCUAUUCUACUGUGAUGGGUACUUGGAUAUUUUCACUUUUGGGUUCAGACUGCAAUGAGCAUGAUUUUCAUGUACAUAAACACAUUUCUGUAGGUUAAAUAAGGAGUUUGGUUGCUAUAUUACAAGGUAUGCGUAUCUUUAAUAUUUUAUAUACUCCUGCUCCCAUCCAACAUGUAAAUAAUACCGACACUUGGUAUUGCCAGACUUUUAGUCAGUGUGAUCUAUUUAUAGUUGACAGGUUUAAUUUUGUAUUCCCUUAAUUAGGAAUUGCAUUGAACAUCUUAUUUAUUGUUACUGGAUUAAUUCUUUUGAGAACUUCCCAUUGAAAUCUUUUGUCCAUUUUUUUGUUGUGUUAAUGUCUCACUGAUUUGUAGACUAUAUUCUUGGACAAUAAUCUAGUUACAUUUAUUGUCAGUAUCUUCUCCCUGUUUUACUUUGCAUUCUCUUCAUAGCUUUUAGUGAACAGAUUCUUAAUUUUAAUUGGAAGUAUAUCUUAUGUUUACUGUCUUAUUUUAAGGACUCUUACCUGAAGUCGUGAAGAUAUUUUCUUUUAGAAAUCUUUUUUGUUAAAAAUGCUUUGUAAUUUUGCCAUUUCCAUCAUGUCUGAUUCCUAUGUGAAGAAGGGUUUUUUGGAUGGCCACUUGUCAGGUACUAGUCAGUACAAUUUCUGCCAUCUGUUAAGCUUCUGAAUAUACCUGUGUAAGUUCCUAGGUUCUCUCUUUCAUUCCACUUAUCUGUUUUGGCUAAUAUUAUAACACUAUGGUAGCUGUGUACUAAGGCUGCAACAAUGCUUGCCAUCCUUUGCAAAUUUCCACUUAUUCUCAAAGAGAUGUUUGAUAUUUGUCAUUAAUUUCAGUUCUAAAACUCUGUACUUUGGAACUUUAGUGCAGUUUGGAAACUUGCCAGAUAUAAACUUAAGCAUACUUAUUCUUUCAAAUAAUAAGGGUUUUUAGCUUACAAGUUUAAGUUCAGAAAACUUAGUGUGAGUACCAGAGUAUUGUGUAUUUUUUAUUUAGAUUUAGCAAAUGAAUUUUUGAAAUACCAAACUUAGGUUUAAAAAUAGGAUGAUGGAGUAAAUGUGCACUCUUGAACUCAUUCACUUGUCAAGUGUUUUUAAAGCCCAAAUUCAGCCUUGAUUUGUGGCAUUUACAUGCAAGUGCUAAAGUUUGGGUCUUAACUUGAAACUGUGGAGGAAAUUAUGGGGAUUAAUCUCAUUAUACAAUAGUCAUCUAUAGAGUAAUAAUUUUUUUAAUUUUCAUAGGAUCUGUCUCUAGUCCAUGUCACAUUUCCUGGGGAGUCAGGAGCUGUGAGUUGAUAUGGAGGGUAGAUAGCUUUUGGAACCUAUUUCCUCAAAUUGGUAUGUUGAGAAGAUAGCUCAAGGUCACUAAUAAGCAGCCAAGAAAAGAACCCAGUGCUCAGGAUUUCUGGGCACUGGAUUACUUGGCCUUGCAUGUAAAUGCCACAAAUCAAGGCUGAAUUUGGGCUUUAAAAAGUGCUAAUGCUAGGCAAGAACUCAGGUUACUCUAGCGGUAUUUAUCAUUUCUGUUUGACUUACUGAUUAUUUGUGUGAUAGUUUUUGUAUUUCAAAUAUUUUGUUUUUAGAAUCACAUUAGAACUAUGUGACCGUAUAGGCCACUGCUAGAAUCUUCACCUCUCUCAUGAUAGUUGGCUACAUAAACUUUUCAGAAGAGACUCAAGGAAAGAUGAUACAGGUAUCAUAGGUUUUAGUCAGAGAAUGAAGUAAAAUCUGACAGUCACCUUUGUAGGCAGAAUAACAGUUUGAAACACUGAAAGUAAAAUUAUAAGGGAGGAGGGGAUGAUUCUCUGUAUAGGGAAAGUUGAGAGUGCAAGAGCUACAUAAAUAAAAGGAUCAUAUAUCCAGCCUUCUUUUUAUGGGGAGCACGUAGAGUCAUCUAAAAAAAUGUGGCAAAUUGCAUUAUUAACUAGCUUCUUGACAGGGAGGGGAAACUUAAAGCUAUUAUUUUAAUUUCUGGCUAAAGUGAGGAAGCUUUGAUAUUGGGCCGAUGAAAUAAACCUAGUGCUGGAUAAUACUGAACCAGAGCCAGACCACAAAUCAGAAGUGAUUCUGAAAGCACAGCAUAAAAGCUUGAACAAUUAAAUAUGAUCUAUUACUUCCCAGAUGAUUUUAGAAAAGUUGGAAUUAAAAAAAGGUGAAAAAGAGGGAAAGCCACUGGAAUAGCAUUAGAUGAUUAGAUUUAGGAUUUAAAUGCCACUAUUUCCUUUGAAUCCACUGGGAAGCCAUGUACUUUCAUGACUAAGACUGUAAGAUGAGGUCAGUGACCCCUUAUCUAAUGUAAGGAGUAUGUUUUGAGAGAACAACAUUUCAAAGUGGGCUUUAUAGAGCACUUUGAGGUCUAAAAGAGAUUCUGUAUGAAAACCGUAUUGUAACGAUGGUAACAAUUAUGAGUGAAGCAGUUUAAGGAGGUACCUUCUGGCAUGUGAAGUAAAAUCUUUAAAAUCACCACCAUAUGAACUUUUAAUUUAGUGUUAAAAUUAACUGAGAACAAUUGUGAAGUUCUUUAAAAAGGUAUUUUGACAAGGGGAAAUUAGGACACAAAGCUAAGGAGAGACCGUCAUAUGGAAGAAUUUCACAUUAUUGAAGCAAAAGAAUGAAAGUUGUAAAUCAAUCUGGUAUGCAGCUUUAUAUAGAAUUGCGCCUUUAAAAGAUGGAGACUCAGCUUGGUGCUUGUAAAUUUUGUCUGAAAAUAUUGCUAGUAAAUAUAUCAGUUCUUUUAAUCACUACCACAUAUAUGUGUAUUGAAUUAG
Molecule: messenger RNA, 6429 nt
Organism: Condylura cristata (star-nosed mole)
Lineage: Eukaryota; Metazoa; Chordata; Mammalia; Eulipotyphla; Talpidae
Gene: POLR2M
Product: polymerase (RNA) II (DNA directed) polypeptide M
Exons: 4
Coding region: 80-1174 (364 amino acids)
Biological process (GO): transcription elongation by RNA polymerase II; maintenance of ER location; intracellular signal transduction
Cellular component (GO): intracellular anatomical structure; nuclear envelope; RNA polymerase II, holoenzyme
Molecular function (GO): transcription elongation factor activity
Source: RefSeq, a predicted model, not a curated record